UUCCAAAUUCUCAGAAAUCGUAGCUUUUUUACUAUCUCUAUAAUUGUCGAAGGGAAGGUAUUGGCUUCCCUCUCCCUCUUGCUUAGUUGCUCAGUUCAGCUGAGCUCUCAUUGUCUCCUCUCUCUCGACGCUUGUUCAGGUUUCGCGGUGGGAAGUGCAGGUCAGGAUUUUGGGGUUUCCUUCAUCCCGUAGCUCAGCGAGUGGACGGACCAUUAGCUUCUUGGAAUAGCAAUGAAGCAUAGAGAGCCGCCCAAGAGCCUUUGCCAGACACAGGCAGAAUUGGAUAAAUUCAGUAAUCUUCCUGGCCAUGUUAUUGACCAGAUCUUGUCUCAGUUAUCCAUAAGGGAUGCCGUGAGGACCAGUGUCUUAUCAACCAAAUGGCGGUACAAGUGGACAACUAUCCCGAACCUUGUGUUCGAUAAUCAGUGCCUCACAUUCACUUCCCAAGACCAGACGGUCAUCAAGAACAAAUUAGUGAAUGUAAUUGAUCAUGUCCUCUUGCUGCAUACGGGCCCGAUCUACAAGUUUAAGCUGUCCCAUAGAGACCUUAUUGGAAUCACCGAUAUCGAUAAGUGGAUCCUUCAUCUCUCGAGGAGCCCUAUCAGAGAAUUCGUGCUUGAGAUAUGGAAGGGCCAACGGUACAAGUUGCAUUCUAGCUUGUUUUCUUGCCAGGAUUUGAUACACUUGGAGCUCUUUAAUUGUUUGCUCAGACCACCUGCAACAUUUCGAGGCUUUAAGAACUUGAAGAGCCUCGACCUGCAGCAUGUUACCAUGGCCCAAGAAGUCUUCGAGAGUCUUAUAUCAAGUUGCCCUCUUCUCGAGAGGCUGACCCUAAUGAACUUCGAUGGGUUCACUCAUCUCAACAUUGACGCUCCUAGACUUCUGUUCUUUGACGUCGGAGGUUAUUUUGAUGAUAUUACUUUCACGAACACCUUCAAUUUAGCGCUAAUUUCGAUUGGGCUGUAUGCUGAUGAGAAAGUUGAGAGGAGAUCUGCUCGAAAUUCCAGCAAUCUGCUUAAGUUCUUCGCUCACUUGCCCAAUAUUCGGAGGCUCGAGAUUCAGAGCUACUUCUUAAAGUAUUUGGCUGCUGGUGAUGUACCGGGAAGGCUUCUCUACCCUUGCACAGAUCUCGGAUAUCUUUCCAUACGCAUAAAUUUGGACGAUUUUGCUGAAAAUUCGGCUGCUCUAUGCCUCCUAAGGAGCUCCCCGAACUUGCAGGAGCUAGAGAUAUUGGCUCGUCCGGAGGAGCCGUCUUCUGGAGCAACUUGCCUGAGCUUCUGGGAGGGCGAGCAGAAGUACUGCAAAUUCUCUCAACUUCGGCUAGUAAAAAUUUAUGGCGUCUCCGGGAUCAAGACUGAGCUCGAGUUCAUACGCUUUGUUCUGUUAGCUUCUCCUGUGCUGGAGAAAAUGAUCAUUAAGCCUGCUCCAGUCAAUGAAGGAAUGGAGAUGGUGAAGGAAUUGCUUCGGUUUCGGCGAGCUUCUGUCCAAGCCGAGAUCGUCUAUGUGGACCCAUGAUGACUUUCCUUUGCUGUUUUUGCUGGAUCAAUGACUUAUUGUGAUACUUGCUGUACGGGAGAAAACUAAAUCAGAUGCUGGAACUGGUCUCCUCUAGUUGUAAUGCAUGGUUCGUAUCCUGAGUAUUAGUUAAUAGUUAUCGAAGAAAUAGUAUCUUUA
Punica granatum (pomegranate) is the source of this 1674-nucleotide messenger RNA. The record is from RefSeq and is a predicted model, not a curated record. NCBI's taxonomy places the organism in Eukaryota, Viridiplantae, Streptophyta, Magnoliopsida, Myrtales, Lythraceae.